CCCUCCGAUAUCUCACGUGACGCUCCUCGGUAGUUCCCAGGCGGUCAGCGCGGAGAGCCGGAGACUAUGGAUCAGAGGGUCGGGUUGUUCGUUCUUCUGGCGUUGGGCCUCCUCUGCCUUCACUUAGCGCCCGUCUCUCGGGCUGAGGACCUGAUUGAGGACGGUCUGGGCGACGACAUGGACGUGGAGGACGAGCUGGAUCUGGGUUUGGCCGGAGCCGAUGACGAGGAUGAAGAGCUGGAGGGAGACGUGGAGGACGAAGCUCCGCCUGUUCCCAAAACUCCUCCCACACCCAAGGUGACCUACAAGGCUCCAGAGCCGAUGGGGGAACAUUUCUUCGCCGAGUCUUUUGACCGAGGGACUCUUGAUGGGUGGGUGAUGUCCAGCGCUAAGAAGGAAGACGCCGAUGAAGAGAUCGCAAAGUACGAUGGUAAAUGGUCCGUGGAGGAGAUGAAGGACUCGAAGCUGCCCGGGGAUAAAGGUCUGGUCCUGAAGUCUCGAGCCAAACACCACGCCAUCUCAGCCCAGCUGCUGCGACCUUUUAUCUUCGACACCAUGCCGCUCAUCAUCCAGUACGAGGUGAACUUCCAGUCGGGGAUCGACUGUGGCGGCGCCUACGUCAAGCUGCUGUCUCAGACUCCUGAUCUGGACCUGGACCAGUUUGUGGAUAAAACUCCGUACACCAUCAUGUUCGGACCCGACAAAUGCGGAGAAGAUUACAAGCUGCACUUCAUCUUCAGACACAAAAACCCCAAAACCGGAGAGUACGAAGAAAAACACGCCAAGAAGCCCGACGCCGACCUGAGGACGUACUACACCGACAAGAAGACGCACCUGUACACCCUGGUGGUGAACCCUGAUAACAGCUUCGAGGUGCUGGUGGACCAGACGGUGGUGAACAGCGGGAGCCUGCUGACGGACGUGACCCCCCCAGUGAACCCCCCUGCAGAGAUCGAAGACCCCGACGACCACAAACCGGACGACUGGGACGAGAGGGCCAAGAUCCAGGACCCCGACGCCGCCAAGCCUGAAGACUGGGAUGAAGAUGCUCCCGCUCAGAUCCCAGACGAGGAAGCGGUGAAACCAGACGGCUGGUUGGACGAUGAGCCCGAGUACAUCGGAGACCCCGACGCCCUCAAACCCGAGGACUGGGACGAGGACAUGGACGGCGAGUGGGAGGCGCCUCAGGUUCCCAACCCCGCCUGUGAGACCGCCCCCGGCUGCGGCGCCUGGAAACGCCCCAUGAUUGACAACCCCAGCUACAAGGGCAAGUGGAAACCACCCAUGAUCGACAACCCCAACUACCAGGGCGUCUGGAAGCCGAGGAAGAUCCCCAACCCGGCAUACUUCGAGGACCUCCACCCAUUCAGGAUGACGCCGUUCAACGCUGUGGGGCUCGAGCUCUGGUCCAUGACCUCCGACAUCUUCUUCGACAACUUCUUCAUCACCAACGACCGCAACACGGCUGACCGCUGGGCCACUGAUGGCUGGGGGCUGAAGAAGGCAGCAGAGGGCGCCGCCGAGCCAGGUCUAGCAACUCAGAUGCUGAACGCAGCAGAGGAGCGUCCGUGGCUGUGGGUCGUCUACGUCCUGACCGUGGCUUUACCUCUGGUCCUGAUCAUCGUCUUCUGCUGCACCGGAAAGAAGAAGAGCCCAGCGACGCCGGCCGAGUACAAGAAGACAGACGAGCCUCAACCUGAUGUGAAGGAGGAAGAAGAGGACGAGGAGGAGGAGGAGGAGGAGGCGGCGAAGGCUGAAGAGGCCGAGAAGAGCGCGCCAGUUACAAAGGAGAAGAGCGACGGAGAGGAAAGUCCUGCAGAGAAAGAGGAAGACGAAGCAGUGGAGGAGGAGGAAGAGAAGGAGGCCACAGCCGACGAGAAGCUGGACGAGGACGUUCUGCGGAGAUCUCCCAGGAACAGGAAGGUCAGAAGGGACUGAUAUGUGAAUCCACAGCCCUGACCUCCUCACCUCCCUGACCCCCACCUCAAACAUCUCCCCUCUCCUCCUCCUCCUCCUCCUCCGUGUCCUUCUCCUCCUCUAUGCCGAGGCGACGAAGCCCCAAUUCAGUUGAAGCAGCGAAGCCGAAAGGAAACUAAUCAGGAUCUCUGAUGUGGACGCCUGACGACGACGACGAUGAUGAUGAUGAUGAUGAUGAUGAUAAUGAUUCCAGUACAACAGGACUGAGUUAGCGUGAUUUAGAGGAUUUUUGUUUUUGAAAGAGAUUACCUUCCUGCAUCAUUCCUUAACAACACCUGAGCAGACUCGAACCUGCUGCCCGCCCAACCGCCACCCUGAGUUAGCAGCUGCCUAAUUAGCCUUUUAGCAAUGUGAUGAUAGUCUGUUGGGAGAUGAUUUGGCUGUUGGUGCACAUGAUUUGAGGUAGCCUGCCAUGAGUUUUAUUAGCCUACCAGCAGCCAGAUUAUUUAGCCACCGUCUGUCAGGUUUGUCCUGCAAAUUAACUUGCAACAAGUCUUGCUAAACAGGUUUGUUUGCUGUCCACAUGUAGUACAAGUAGCUCAGCAGCAGCCAUGUAUAACGAGGCUAGCAGCAUUCACUAAAAGUCCAGCUAACAAGACUACUAAAUAAGUUUCUAAUUAGCCCCUGGAGAGAAAUAUGGUUACCAACAACUGAAAAUGUGAAUUAGCCUGCCUGCUAAUUAGCCUAGUAACACUAUCAGCGGUCAAGACUUGCCAUAAAGCAACUUGUCAAAAAUCUUAAUAGCCAAUGGACAUGCAGUUAAUGGUCACAAACGGUGAAGGAAGGAAAACCAAAAGUCUUUCUCAUGAGCCUGUUUAAAUAGCCAAUAAAUAAGUUAACUAGCUAGAGACCAUUUGGCUAGCAACAGUUUACAAUGUGAAUUAGCCAGGUAAUAAGCCCAAUGACACUAUCAGGGUCCUGCUACGUAGCCUACCGAUUGAACGCUAACUGGGCUAACAGUCAGGCUAACCUUGCAGCCAGUUAAGGAAGUGAAACUAAAAGUGUUCCUAAUGAGCCUCUUUAGCUAGCCCAUGAGCAGUUAGCUAGUAUGAUAGCUAGGUACGCUAGCUACCAGUAUGAAGUGACAGUCUUCCUGCUUUGGCUAGUAACAGUCUGCCAGCUAGCGCACUAUGAUGAUGCUAAUUAAUGUUUUUUAGCUUUAUGGGAGUGUGAAAAUUACCACUUAAGGUGAUCUUGUGAUGAAGAUGUUUUAACAGAAGUUGCUUAUUAUCCAGCUAAUUAUUGCUGUUAAAGGUAGCCUGCUUUCAUCCCCAUUUGGACGACAAACAAACUGCUAAUUAGCUGUUUGUUAACUGUUAGAACUUAACAGCACCUAGCUAAUUAGCUUGCAAAGAAGCUACCAACUGCCGUGUCAACUAAAAUGCUUAUUCACAAGCUAAGGGUUGAUUUAUUAGCCUUUUUUGUGUCUGGAAAUGAGUCUACCUGCAGUCAGGAUGACGCUACCAGAAGUCAAGGAGAUGAGCUAACAAACGGACUGCUAAUUUGCCUGCUUAUUAGUUCAUCAGCAAUUUGGCUGCUGGUAUUGCUAUUAAAAUUAGCAAACAGGCUGCAAGUGGCAUCACAAAUGGUGGUAACUUACUUAACAACUAGCUAGGAAACUGCUGCUUUGUAAGCAAACCUGUUAAUUCACAAGCUAACAAAUGAUCUGGCUGCUUGUAGCGACUACAAACAGGCUGCUAACAACUAGCUACUAACAGCCCUAGAGUUUAUAAAUUAGCCUGCUAGCUGCCUGAAGUAACCCAGAUCUUAGAGGUUUGCCCGAGUUGCACCGAGCUGAUAUUUAAAAUAAUGAACUGGGAACACUCCGACUUUCUCUUCCCUUUUUCAUCUUUUUAUUUCUCGUGAUAUAAAAAUAAAUAAAUGUGUUUGUUCUGAAGCAGUUAGCUGCAUGUUAGCUCCACUGAAAACAGUCAGACGAGUCUCCUCAGUGUUUAUUUCAGUGUCCUGAUGGCAGCAGAUGAUGUUUAGAGGUCGACAGCCUGAACCGAUCCGAGCUUCGAGCGUGUUGUACUUCAGAUCCCUGCGAUGUUUGUUGUUUUGUUGUUUGUCUGAACUUUGUGGUUUAGAUGCAGUCGAUCGAUGCUGUCAGAUUAGUAAAGUGUCGGUGCUGACCAGCAGCAGCAGCAGCAGCAGCAGAUGACUUCUGACACUAAAACCUCUUCACACACUCGCCUCUCUGCUUCAUGUUUGUGUAGACCUGACUCUUUGGUGUUGUCUUUGAGAUUUCAGUCCAGACACGACGGCUGCUGCUCAGCUCCUCCUGUACGUUUAAACUUCAGUGACAAAACCUGCCUCCUUCAGCCACCAUCUCAUCUUCACAGUGACAUUUUACAAUAAAAGUCUUCCUGCCAACACACUGGAUGGUCUCGUAGAAAGUCCAAAACCCUCUGAACUCCGAGCAGCUUCUGUCUCGUUUUUCACUUCAGUAUAAAAUCCUGCAUCUCAGUGGAAACAGCAUGACACAGUUACAGGACCAGAAAAUACUUUACUUUUAAUAUCCUACAGGUUGUACUGACGCUAACAAACAGUCAAUAAAAGGAGGCUCCACGCGCUACAGA
Molecule: messenger RNA, 4556 nt
Organism: Stegastes partitus (bicolor damselfish)
Lineage: Eukaryota; Metazoa; Chordata; Actinopteri; Pomacentridae
Gene: canx
Product: calnexin
Exons: 15
Coding region: 67-1938 (623 amino acids)
Biological process (GO): ERAD pathway; protein folding
Cellular component (GO): endoplasmic reticulum; endoplasmic reticulum membrane
Molecular function (GO): calcium ion binding
Source: RefSeq, a predicted model, not a curated record